UCCAUUGAUUUACUCUCUCUCUCUCUCCUCUCGAUCCAUCAACUAUAAUGGCUGCGACUCGAGCGAUUUUCUUCUCUCUCCUUAUAAUUCUAAGCGCAACCUUUCUCCAAAUCCCUCGUCCGUGCAAUGGCAAUUUGCUUAGGAUAUGCAACUUCCACCGGAUAUACCAGCUGGGCGAUUCGAUUUCCGACACUGGAAAUUUGAUACGUGAGAGCCCCAUGGGAGCAGCGUCUCCCUUUAGUAGGCUUCCGUACGGCGAAACUUUCUUCCACAAUGCCACAGGUCGUUGCUCCAACGGUCUACUUAUGAUUGACUUUGUCGCAAUAUCAGCAGGGCUUCCGCUUCUCAACGCCUACAAAAACACCGGUGCAGACUUCAAACACGGGGUGGACUUCGCGGUCGCCGGCUCCACUGCAUUACCGGUAGAGACUCUCGCCAACCAGAACAUUCUAUCCCCGGUAACCACCAGCUCUCUCGGCGUGCAACUCGAUUGGAUGUCCGCCCAUUUCAAUUCCACUUGCGACGGUGGCAGAGAUUGCGCGGAAAAACUUAAAGACGCUCUGUUCAUGGUUGGAGAGAUAGGCGGUAACGAUUACAACUACGCUUUGUUUCAAGGAAAAAGCAUUGAGGAAGUGAAGAGCCUUGUUCCUAGCGUUGUACAAGCCAUAGCAAAUGAUGUGAGGAGAGUCAUCAACCACGGGGCAGUUAGAGUGGUGGUACCCGGAAAUUUCCCGAUCGGUUGUCUCCCCAUCUACCUAACUGGAUUCAAGACCAACAACUCGGCUGCUUACGACGAAAGCUUUUGCCUAAGAGACCUAAACGAGCUUUCGAAAUUCCACAACGACCAGUUGCAGCGAGCGAUUAGCGAGUUGAACAAAGAGUUCCCGAACGCGGUCAUUACGUAUGGCGAUUACUAUAACGCCUUCGACUGGCUUUUCCGAAGUGCCGAUUAUCUAGGAUUUGAUGCGUCAACUACGCAAAGAUCUUGUUGUGGAGCUGGGGGAGAUUAUAAUUUCAGUCUCGGCAGAAUGUGCGGAGCUCCGGACGUUCCCGUCUGUCGGAAUCCCGAUAGACUCAUCAGCUGGGAUGGAAUUCAUUUGACACAAAAGGCGUACAAGCUCAUGACUGCAUGGCUCUUGCGUGACCUGUUGCCCAAGCUUCAGUGCCGUCUUUAAUUAGCUUGUGUUUUAACAGUUUUUAGGUAUAGAAUUUUGGAACAAUUAGAAUUCAAAGUUUUUUAAUGGCUUUUUUUUUUUCUAGUAAUUUGGAAGAGAAAUUAAUUUGACAUGUGAAAUCUUACUUUCCUAUGCAUGAUUUGAU
Molecule: messenger RNA, 1320 nt
Organism: Rhododendron vialii
Lineage: Eukaryota; Viridiplantae; Streptophyta; Magnoliopsida; Ericales; Ericaceae
Product: GDSL esterase/lipase At5g03980-like
Exons: 5
Coding region: 48-1175 (375 amino acids)
Molecular function (GO): hydrolase activity, acting on ester bonds
Source: RefSeq, a predicted model, not a curated record